CAGCUCAGCUGGAGCUAACCAGAGCUAGCUGUGUGUCCCAAGCCCAUUGGUGAGAUGCAUCUCUCUUGCUUUGCAGUGAGCAGCUCCAUCCAUGAAUCAGGUGGUUUGGGGGGAGGAAUCCUCCUUUCCCAAUGUGGCUGUCACAAAAAGUAGCACAUCAGUCUGCAAAGCCUCUUACAGACUACUGACUUAGGCAGGCAUUACCAGUACCUGUGAAAGUGGGAUGGCAAAACCUGACUGGUGCUUCAAGCUUUGCCUGCAAAGUUGUUUGCUCUGGUCAGAUGCUCUGACAGCCUUAGAAUGGCCAUUCAUUGAAAAAAAAAAAUAAGAAAAAAGAGAAAGGAUUACAUGUGCUUUAUCAGAACAUGUUUCCUGUAUGCAAUGAGGACUGAGCCAAGCAGAGUGAACAUUAUCAUUUAUUUUAACUGAAGGGUAACUUAUUGCUGAGUGUCAUUCUACUCAGCAUGCUCUUUUAAUACUGAUUAUGCCAAUAACUUGAGCAAACAAACUGGAAGUUGCUACAGCUCAUUCUUUGGCAAAAGGUCAUUCACCUCGUGCUGUAAAUGGUCCCACUAAAGAGGUGUGUUUUUUCAGGGGCUGGAGUGUACCUCACCUGUUGAACUGGCCUUCACACAUGACUCAGGAGCAGAGUGAAUCACAGCUCGUGGCAUACCCAGAGCAGGAGCACAGGGAGCCUGGUAUUGCCACGCUGCUCGGAGGAGAUGUCUUCGGAUGACAGGGCUUAAAGAAGAAAUGUAGCUUCCUCCCUGCUGGGAACUCCACGUUUCUGGUGAGUUAGCAGAGAUUAAGGGGCAUUCCUGCUGUACUGGCUGCUGGGUUAAUUUAUAGCUAUCUGUAAAGAAAGGCUUGUUUAUUUAUUCCAGUUAGAAAGCUGGAAUCCUUGGAAAUUUUAAGUGAAGGCAGACUUUUUAAGGAGAGAUUGUCUGAGUGGCGGGUAAGAAGCAGGCUGAGGUAACUCCUGCAUAUUAAAGCAGUCAAAGGAAAAUGUGUAAUAUAACUUAGAUUUUCUCUUUAGCUUUUUGCUUUACAGAGGUUAAAAAAUAGCACAGACUACUUUCUUGCCUUAAUAUUUUAAAUAUUAAACAAUUCCUUGUGUUCCUUAAUGGUGCUCAGACCUUAAUGUACCUUUAUAAACCAUAUCAUCCAUUUGCAUGUCUGUGGUGUGACAUUGUAUAUAUAUCCUCUAUGAAUCCCAAAGACAGGACAUCCCGCUUUAUUACUGUGUUUGAAAUAACAGACCCAUUUUAACGCAAUCUGCUAAGAUAGGACAACCAUCAAAGAGGGAAUCUGGAUGACAAGAGGAGACUGAUUUAAAAAGACUGAGGUGUUCUAAAUGCAUUGUCCCAAACUAUGUAGUGAGUUGUGAAUAUGGAGCCCAGAGGGACAUUAUCAUCUCAACAGAAGCUGUACUUGAUGGUCUUUCCAAAAGAUUUCCCCACAUCUUUACUUAAACCAGUAGAAUACGUAUCUAAGGACUUCUCAUUUGCAGAAUGAGGGCAAAAUGUGUCUUGAUGAACAACUGUGAAUAUCAGAGCUGACAAGAGCCAAGCACAGGGUGGAUUCACAGCACCACGUUCUGUGCCCUGGCUUGAAAGAGUCCACGUGCAGCUGUGGAUGUGUGUGUCCCUAUGUUCCCACAUGGCACAGCUCCCUUGCUGGAUUAUGCCAACCUUUAGAGCACCAGUCCCUCAGCUCUGCCUUCUGCAUGUGAUAUGUCUCAGAUCUUCAAGGGCUUCCAUUAUGAGAAAGGUUUUUACCAUUUAAGUGCUGGGAUCAAUGCAUAGAGCAAAAAGCAGUCCCUUGACAUUUCCUGUAAUAUCUUGAGAUUUCAUUGAAUGCUAGCAAAGUCCACAGAUCCACAGGAGGAUUUAAAAUAGCAUUGUUGUGUGACUCUUUGUUCCUGAAAUACAUAAUACUGUACAGAUUUUGCAGCUUUUGAUGUAAAAUCCCAUUUGCAAGAAGAAAGAAAUUACAAAGACGUUCAGGAGUCAAUAUAAACUCAAAAUAACACAGGUAAAAUGUUUCUUGAGAGGCACUGGCCUCUUUGUUCUUUCUGCCUCCUUCCAUACGAGCAGAAAAUGCAUGAGCUCUCUCUCAUUUGAGCUUCCCCUGUUGUACCCAAGCUGGGAAGCAACCUAAAAAGGGUCUUGGGUGCCUUCAGAGGGAGAGGAGAGCAGAGUGCAUGGGAGUUUCAGAGGCCUGGAUCUAAGGGCUCAUCCCUGUCCAUCAGCCCCCAGAGUCACUGCUGAGUUGUGCAGGCAGGGGAGCAAUGGGGAGGAACAUCCCCCACGCUGUCCAGCUGCUCUGGACAGUGGAGCAGUGUGUGCCCACGUUGGGCACCAGGGCAGAGCAGCUGUAUGUGGGAGGCUGGAGGAGAUGCCUUUAACAAUCUCUUCCAGGCUGGAAGAUCCAAACUCCUCAGAGCAUGUCCAGCCCAACGGUGGGAGUCACUGUUUCCUUACCGGGGGAAUUGGUGGUUUAGGCAGAAUUCUUCCCAGACUCCGCUGGAGUAGACACACUGACCCGACAACACUUUGGUUUGUAGCUUUGAUGAGUGAAACUAAUUUUGUUAAUGUGAUUUAGAUGUAAAAGAUCUGUAAAAUAACAGAAGAGUCUCUUAAAGUCUUUUACCUAAAUGUCCUGUUAAUGCACAAUAAGGGUCCAUUCUGCUGCUGUGUUUUACCCACAAAGUUCUGGCCUCCAAUGUCUGGGGAGAUUUGGCUGCUGGUCAAUACUUGAUGAACUAGCCAAGUAGUUCCAGCAGCUUUCCAGCAUCCCUGCUGUGCAUAGACACCAGGAGGUAGCCCACAGCUUAUGAAACACCUUAGGGGAAAAUCAGCAACAUGCUUGUCAAAUAUUCCUCUUUGAGCAAAUGAUUACCCAGAAGCCUUGCACAGCAAGAUUUAACACAUUCAAGUGCCACUUCUUAUUAGGGUGUAGCUGACUUGUAACUUAUUUUCAUUGGCCCAAGGCCUUAUUUCCUCCUUUGUGAGGGGUGAUCCAUGUGAAUAAGCUAAAGGUUACCUGGAUGGAAGGGUAAUUGGCACACGUAACUGCAGGGAGCAGCUUUACCCGUAUUUUCUGAAAUACAAAGUGGACCACAUACUUGAGAGUCCCUUCCUCUAAGAAUUGCUAGCAGGUGGUUUUCUGGCAGCAGGGAGUAAGCCUGCAUGCCUGGUUAGCAAUAAAAUGUGAACUUUGAAUUGUGAAGACAUUGAGAAUGGGGGGGAAAAUAGUAGCAAUCAUUAGGUCUAUAACCGACGGGACAAAUGCUUCCCUGAGGAGUCAGCAGCAGUGCUGUUGACACGCCUGGCACAGUGGACCAUGCUUGGGAGCAAGUUUCAGACAGCACCUGGCCACACAGCAAAGGCAGGUAAAAGCUGGGAGUAUCAGACUGUUGUAAAAGUUUUCAUAUAAUAAUUAAUGGCCUGUGGGGCCAGAAUGUCUGAGGGAUGCAUGUGUGUUGUGGUGUCGCUGACCUGCCAGUGGGUGAUGGCCAGUGAGCAGUGGGCUGGGAAGAGCCACCUCAACAUCUCACCACCUCACAGUGGACAGCCAGGAACUCGUGCUCAGGGCUAACUUGGACAAGCAGCCAUAAAAGUUGGAUUGAUACCAUUAAUAAAUGAGGGACUAAAGGUCAAGGAGGAGUUUCUGUUUCCCUGAGGGAUGGGAGACACCGUAGCCUCAAUGGCAAGCCAGCCUUGCCUCCUCUUGGAGCUCAGCCUUCCACUUCCUCAUCUCCACACCCAUAUUCUGCCAUCCAUGGGUUGGCAAUAGGUAGUCACAUGCAAAGUAUAUGUUCUCUAGGGAUUAUGGCAGGGGAGCAAGCAGGGAAGCUUUGUUAGGUGGGGAGGGGCUGGCUCACAGCAGCUGAGCUCACAUCUGUACAGGUUCACCUUGGCAAGGGGUCCAACCCGGGCAGCAGAUGCUGUGCCAGACCCCCUCUGCUGUCACCUUGGUGGUCCAGGGAUUUCUGCACCCUGUCCUGGCAGGUCAGACUCACAUUCUCAGGAGCAAACAGAUGCUGAGGUACAUGAGAUCCCCUCUCUGAAGAGAGCUGGAGUAGGGAGGGGAGUCAGUUUUUCUCUCAACUCCUUAGUUUCUCUGUCUUUGCAGUCAUCUCCACGCUGAAGAAAUACUGUGAAGGUGUGAUCCAUCCCAUCUGCAUAUAGAAAUAUGAAGUUCUUCUGGAUAAUCCCAUUUUUCCUGCUGCAAGCUGAGGCAGAGCACAAGUACCUCCCAACCACCCUGGCCAGCACACGCGUGGACGAGCACACAGCAGGCAAUGUUACCCUUCCACUGGGUUUGGAACUGGAACAGCUGGAGGAGCUGCUCUGGUUCUUCCGCAGAGAAGACCCCUCAACAUGGAAUUACUCCGUUCUUGCGCUGUCCCUCGCGACCAUGAUUUUGGGUCUUGUUCUUCUGACCAUUAACAUUGUGCGAAACAGGAAAAGGAAGAUCCUCGUGAACAGAGAAGCAGCACAAACCACACAGGAGGCUGACCUCGAUGCCAAGCAAGCCCUGAUGCCUGUGCAGGAAUACAGCCUGGCUGAGCCACUGAAGCAGCAGCCAGGACCCCAGGACCAGAGAUCAGGGGAUGUGAUGGUCCAGUGGAAGGACGGGACUGUCACAUCUCUGUACAGAGGGAUGUCUGAGGAGGCCAUAUAGUGACAGCUGGAGUCAGCCCAUUUAGGCCUUAAGGAAGGUAUUGGAAUGUCUCAAUUCAUAGGGGUGCAAGUUGAAAAAUGCAGUUUAGCCUGGAGAAAGAAAAGUGUGAAACAAGAAAGCAGCAGAGUUGCAUCUGCAGGAGGGGCCCUGGGCUCAGCUCCUGCCUGGCUGGUGUUCCCCCCCUGCUCUGGCUGCUUCCAGCCUUCCCUCCAGUGCCAGCUUCAUCUCCUCUCUCAAGU
Messenger RNA from Pyrgilauda ruficollis (rufous-necked snowfinch), 4928 nucleotides. It is a transcript of the gene SLC51B, whose product is annotated as solute carrier family 51 subunit beta. Lineage: Eukaryota; Metazoa; Chordata; Aves; Passeriformes; Passeridae. Bases 4198 to 4689 code for a protein of 163 amino acids. Gene Ontology annotation, cellular component: plasma membrane. The transcript has 4 exons. Gene Ontology annotation, molecular function: protein heterodimerization activity; transmembrane transporter activity. The record is from RefSeq and is a predicted model, not a curated record. Gene Ontology annotation, biological process: bile acid and bile salt transport.